AUGGCAGAGACAACUGUAAGAAAACAACAACAACGACAACGACAACAUUGCACCCAACAUUCUCUUGUUGACGCUCAUUUAUUACAGGAACAGAAAAACGAUCCAAUGGAAGUUGACACUCCUGUGGAAGACGCUGCUAGCACUCCCAUGGAUACCAACAGCCCAGCAGAUGACGAGAACAACGUGAAGCCUAGGGCAUUCGACGAGCCUUCUGCAUAUGAGAACCGUGUCAGACGCUACCGCUUUUUGCUUGAUCAGACUGAAUUGUUUGCCCACUUUUUGGAUAUCAAGAGCAAUAAGGAUGAAGCAUUGCAAAAGGUUUUGGAAGAGAAACGCAAGGAAGCCAAGGCAGAUGAAGGAUCACGACGUCGACGAAAGACUGAAAAGGAGGAAGAUGAGGAGAUUCUCAAGGAUGAAUCGGGUGAAUCAGGCGAACAGUUGACCGUGUUUACUUCCUCACCAGCAUAUGUUACGGGUGGUAAAUUGCGUGAUUAUCAGGUCCAAGGUCUCAACUGGAUGGUUUCUUUGUAUGAGAAUGGCAUCAAUGGUAUCCUUGCUGAUGAAAUGGGUCUUGGUAAAACCUUGCAAACGAUUUCAUUCCUCGGCUAUUUGAAGCAUAUUCGUGGCAUCAAUGGACCCCAUUUGGUGGUUGUUCCCAAGUCGACUUUGCACAAUUGGAAGAGCGAAUUCUCAAAAUGGAUCCCUGAAUUCAAUGCAUUUAUUUUCCAUGGUGAUAAGGAAACUAGAAGGGAACUCAUUGACAAUCGCCUCAAGCCAAUCGAUUUCGAAGUUUGCAUCACCUCAUACGAGAUCUGCUUGUUGGAGAAGGCGCAAUUCAAAAAGAUCUCUUGGCAAUACAUUAUCAUUGAUGAAGCUCACCGCAUCAAGAACGAGAACUCGAUGUUGUCUCAAAUCAUGCGCAUCCUCCACUCUCGCAAUCGCAUGUUGAUCACUGGUACUCCCCUUCAAAACAAUCUUCAUGAACUCUGGGCUUUGCUCAACUUUUUGCUCCCUGAUGUAUUCAACUCGUCGGAGGCAUUUGAUGAAUGGUUCACUAGUCAAAAUGAUGAUCAAAAGAAGGUGGUGGAACAGCUUCACAAGGUCUUGAGACCCUUUUUAUUGCGUCGCCUCAAGUCAGAUGUGGAAAAGUCCCUUUUGCCCAAGAAGGAGGUCAAUGUUUAUGUCAAAAUGAGCCCUAUGCAACGAAAGUGGUAUCAACGUAUUCUUGAAAAGGAUAUCGAUGCUAUCAAUGGUGCUGGUGCCUUGUCCAAGCGAGAAGGAAAGACUCGUCUUUUGAACAUUGUCAUGCAACUCCGCAAGUGUUGUAAUCAUCCUUAUCUCUUUGAUGGCGCUGAACCUGGACCACCCUUCACGACCGAACAGCACAUUGUUGAUAAUGCUGGCAAGAUGGUUGUUCUUGACAAGCUCUUGAAGCGUCUCAAGGCUAAAGGAUCUCGUGUUCUUUUGUUCAGUCAAAUGAGUCGUGUUUUGGAUAUCUUGGAGGAUUACUGCUGGUGGCGUGGCUAUGAAUACUGCCGCAUUGAUGGUCAAACCAACCAAGAAGACCGUAUCGAUGCUAUUGAUGACUACAACAGACCCGACAGCGACAAAUUCAUUUUCUUGUUGACUACACGUGCUGGUGGUCUUGGUAUCAACUUGACAACUGCAGAUAUUGUUGUUCUAUUUGAUAGCGAUUGGAACCCCCAAGUUGAUUUACAAGCAAUGGAUCGUGCACAUCGUAUUGGCCAAACCAAACAGGUGUAUGUCUACCGCUUCGUCACCGAGAAUGCCAUUGAAGAGAAGGUCUUGGAGCGUGCAGCUCAAAAACUUCGUCUUGAUCAACUCGUCAUUCAACAAGGACGUGCACAAACCGCCCAAAAGGCUGCAUCCAAGGAUGAAUUGUUGACGAUGAUCCAACACGGUGCUGAAAAGAUCUUUAACGAGGGCGAAAGUGUCGAACAGCCUGCAGAAGACGCUGAUGAUAUUGAAUUGAUCUUACGUCGUGGUGAAGAAAAGACAGCCGAGCUCAACAAAAAGUACGAGAAUCUCAACAUUGAUGAAUUACGCAAUUUCACAUCUGAGAGCGCAUAUCAAUGGGAUGGUGAAGAUUGGAGCAACAAGCGUAAAGCUGCAGGAGCAGGCUUACCUUGGCUUGGACCAGCAAAGCGUGAGCGUAAGGGCAACUAUGCUGUGGAUGAUUACUACAAGGAAGUAUUGAGGAUCAGCACCAAAACGCCAUCCACCAAGGCUCCUCGUGUGAAGCGAUAUGCAGUUGAGGAUUUCCAAUUCUUCCCAAAACGACUACGUGAAUUGAAUGAAAAGGACACACUUUAUUUGCGCAAAUCGGUUGGUUACAAGGUGCCACCUGUAUCUGAGGAGGGUGAUCCUGAGGAUAUCAAGGAGCAAGAAAAGGAGCGUGAAGAGGAACAGCGCAAGAUCGAUCAAGCUGAGCCAUUGACUGAAAAGGAAGAAGAGGAACGCAAACAACUACUUGAGGAUGGUUUCUCCAAUUGGUCCAAGAAGGAUUAUACUUCGUUUGUCAAUGCCUGUGCACGAUAUGGUCGCAAGAAUUUGGAAGCAAUAGCGGGUGAAAUUGAGGGAAAGACUUUUGAGGAAGUACAAGAGUACUCCAAGGUGUUUUGGAAACGAUAUACCGAGAUUGCAGACUACGAGCGCCAAAUUGGAAAGAUUGAGCGUGGUGAAAACGAGUUGGAGAAGAUGGCUGAUAUCCAGGAGCAACUCACAGAAAAAGUAUCACGUCACCGAGUACCAUUGCAACAACUCAAGAUUCAAUACACACAGCCAACCAAGGGCAAGAAUUACACAGAAGACGAGGAUCGAUUCAUGCUUGUCAUGCUUGAGAAAUACGGCUAUGGCACUGAAAAUGUGUACGACAACAUUAGACGAGAAAUCAAACAAUCGCCCAUGUUCCGAUUCAAUUGGUUCUUGAAGUCACGAACGUCUCAAGAGAUUGCUCGACGCUGCAAUACGCUCAUCGGUCUGGUACAAAAGGAAAAUGCUGAAUUAGAAGAACGCUCCCAAGAAGAAAAGAAGAAAAAGGGAUCUUCCAAGGCUAGCACUCCAACACCCAAGCAACGUCGUCGUUAA
This is a messenger RNA of Lichtheimia ornata, 3108 nucleotides long. RefSeq lists its product as uncharacterized. Bases 1 to 3108 code for a protein of 1035 amino acids. The transcript has 18 exons. Gene Ontology annotation, cellular component: chromatin; nucleus. Gene Ontology annotation, molecular function: ATP hydrolysis activity; ATP-dependent chromatin remodeler activity; histone binding. Lineage: Eukaryota; Fungi; Mucoromycota; Mucoromycetes; Mucorales; Lichtheimiaceae. Gene Ontology annotation, biological process: regulation of transcription by RNA polymerase II; nucleosome organization. The record is from RefSeq and is a predicted model, not a curated record.